GAAACAGAGAAACUGCAGAGCAACGUGAAAUGCGAGAAAAAUCUGACUCGAGUAUCAGUUUCCGGCCAUUGUUUCUUGUCCCCAAAAAAGAUUUGACCAUGUUAAGUUCACUUGUCCCCUAUGAUUUUUCGGCUUUGUUCCCUAAAACCCCUCGGGUCGGGAGACCCUCGACUAUGUAUGAUACGGACUUAGUUAAGACCGAUUUACACGCCUUUAGCCCAAUUAAACUGUCGCAUGCAACCUGCUUGCAACUUCAGUUGCACUGUAUAAAUCAAGCAUACCGAACUCAUCAACCCCGUACCCGCGGCCAAGGUUCUCUGAACCCUGGGUACGAGGUUGACAACUCAUCUACGACAACGUAAGCGAGCUGUGUGCUUGAUUUGCACAGUACAACUCAAAUUGUGAGCAGGUUGCAUGCGACAGUUUUAUGCAAAAGUUUGUAGUUUAAAUCGACCUUUACGAUACUCUGAUCGGCCGGAUGGUUGCUAUAAUCAAAGACAGCUAAGUGCUUAGCAACUAAAUUAAAUGGUUGCAUGCUUAUUUAUGCGGUCAAAACUAUAAAGAGUGCCGAUGAGUGCAGGUUUUAAAUUAAAUCUUAUUAAAGCAGGUGGAAUCAAAACAUUGGUCCAUGUUGUUAUGAAUACAAAUAUUUCCAACUUUGUUUUGCAUCGUACAUUAUACCAAAGAUUCGUAGUUUAUCUCCCCAGUAUACGUACUAAACCAAGGUUAUAGCAAAUUUUCUGACCAAUAAAGUAUAGUGCUGGUUUGUGUUUUCACAAAUAUCGCGUACUUUCUAGCGCAAUGGGGAGCAUUGAACCUAUACAUGAUUGAACUGAUUUUAUUUGUAUAUCUGCGGAUGAGAGAACAUUUUCACAGAGGAUCAAGCUGCUGUUAUACACACGUAAAAACUCACAAGUUGUUACAAGUCUGCAAACAAGUUGUUACAAAUCUAUUCACAAGUUGUCGACAAGUUGUGUUCGCACUGCUUGUUCCCAAUUGUUGGAACAAGCUUGGACCAAGCAGUUAACAAUUUGUAACAAGCUUGAUGGCAUUAUCAGACUUGUUACAAGGUUGUUCUAACAAGUCUGAUUCAGUCAUGAUAUAACAAGAAUGUUACAAGGUUGUCGACACAAGGUUGUAACAAUAUUGUUGUAUCAUGACUGUAUCGGACUUGUUGGAAUAACCUUGCAACAAGUCUGAUAAUAUCAACACGGCUGUUACAAAUUGGUAACAGCUUGUUACAUACUUGUUGACAACUUGUUGACAACUCGGUGACAGCUUGUUGGCAGACUUGCUACAAAAUGUGAGAUUUCUGCGUGUGUAAUAGAGAAGCAUGCACGUAGGACGUUAUCCAUUCAUUACGUUAACAUUUAUUAAUUAUUACACUGAUUCUAACCUAUCUUAAAGAUGGACUGCCUCAAAUCAACCCAAUUAAAGUUACCACGGCAACCGAGGGGACCUUCUGCUCCAUAAGAUGUCUUGAUUACCCAGGAUGCAAUUCAUUUGCAUUCCUAAACUAUACAUCAAGCGAGAAUUGUUUGCUAAGCAGCAGUGUUGAUGGCGCGUCAGUGAGUGGAGCUAUAGUGGUAUGGUCGAAAUUUAUAAGAAGGCUGUGGCAGAAGUUGCUAAGGUGAGCUUGCGUUAUCGUUUUUGUAACUUCUGGUAAGCCCCCCCCCCCCCCCCCCCUAAAUGAGCAAGACAUGUUUUUGUACCGGUGCGGUGAACAAGCGCGACGCUAGCGCUCACCCUGAAAAAAUUGAAAAUUUGAGGCUCGCUCGCAAAUGUAAUUUCCUGAACUUUAUGACACCGAAUUGAAGAAGUAUGGGGAACAAAAAUGCUACAAAAAAUUGCGUCAUAAUUGGUUUUGGUGCUUUGCAGUUGGAUAACUUGGCGGGGGCCAAAAUCGCCAGCAAAUUAGCAUGGUUGAAAUACUUGGCAAUGCAAAAACCUCGCUCUUUUCAAAGACAUAUACGAUGUGAUCUACUUUCAGGACGGCUUAGCCCCCUGUGAAAAUUUUACGGGUGCAGAAGUCAGCCCAGUUUAAAUUCACUUAAGUUAAGGAAUAUUUAUUAACCACAAUGUCGGUAAUUUCGUUCACUUUGUCUCAAAUAAACGCCGCAUCCGAAGAGUGCCGUGGUGCUAAGAUUCUAAUAUAUAUUUACGGUACGAUUUAGUCUCCUUCGCACGCGUUUUUCAAAUAACUCAGAACGUAUACGCUCCCCAUGUAAGACUACGUUCAUACGAGACGGACGAAUUCGGAACUGCAUGGAACUUCGCCCGAAGUGGAGAACGUCUUGUUAGGAAUAAUUAUGUAAUUGUUUUUCUUGAAGAUUACAAGUUUAUUUCUGUUUCAAUAUCUACUUACCGUAGGGAUGCGAUCCAAACCCCUGCCUCAAAGGAGGGACCUGCCUGGACACAUGUGAGGAGCCAUUUUAUCACUGCGUUUGUCCGGAAGAAACAACAGGAGAUGACUGCACGCCUUUUCAGUAAGUGCUUGAUUCUCAUUUCAGUAGACUAAUGGUGGAUUAUGUUAAAUGCAUGCAACUUACAAUCGAGGGACUCAGAUUUGAUUUCCGAAUUAAUAAUCAGAUGCGAUUUAAUCAGAUGCGUACAAAGCAAGUGAGAGGUAGCGGAGUGGAAGUCAAUUUUGAACUUCUCUAACAUUACAACACCAUCAUUCAUUAUACUGACCAACACAAACACUUACGCAUGUAUUCUAAAAGCACACUCACACUCAAUGAGUGGAGGUUCAAUCUGAGCUUCCCUUGAGCGUCAAUGCUGUUUUUGAAUAGCUGGAGAGUUACGCCCAUAUUCUAAAAGCUCACUCACACUCACACUCAUUGAGUGUAGGUUCAAUCUGAGCUUCUCUUGAGUGUUAAUGCUGUUUCUGAAUAGCUAGAGGGCUAGUGUCAUAACUUACUUGGUGACUACUCGCCCUCCAGUUAUUCAGCGACAGCAUUGGCAUUCAAGAGAAGCUCAGAUUGAACCUACACUCAUUGAGUGCGAGUGUGAGCGAGCUUUUAGAAUACGGGCGUUAUAGUGUCGUACCAUACUAUGUGACUACUGACUACUCACCCUCCAGCUAUUCGGCAAAAACAGCAUUGACACUGUCAAUGCUGUUUUUGCCGAAUAGCUGGAGGGUGAGUAGUCACAUUUGACACUCAAGGAAAGCUCAGAUUGAACCUCCACUCGUUGAGUACUAGUGUGAGUGAGCUUUUAAAUUACAGACGUUAGCCACUCCGAGAACAAGGUUGAGCAUCGUCUACCUGUCCCACAACUAAACAUGCGACACCAACAAUGAAUCAGAAAAACAAUAGCAGUUAACAAUGACAAGUGUCAAUAACAACAAAAACAACAAAUUAAAAACAACAACAGCAUCAAGAACAAUAACAACAACUAUAUUUAACAAAUAUAUUUCAAUACUUUAGCACCUUUCUAUACGAAGUUUACACAUCUUGGUAAAACUGGGUGCACUGGACCAACAACAAUAGGAGCUAACUACGAUGGCCAAACACACAAGGAUCUGACCACCGUACAAAACGGAAUACAAUAUUUUACAGUUCCCUAUACAGGAGUAUACACAAUCACUGCCGUUGGGGCUGCAGGAGGACAAGAUAAAAGCAGCAGUUCUUACAUAGGGAGGGGUGCAAGAGUGGGUGGAAACUUCAACCUAGAAAAGGGGCAGGUUUUAAAAAUACUGGUUGGUCAAGUAGGCAAAAAUAACAGUCCGCAAUCAAGAUCUGGAGGUGGUGGUGGAUCAUUUGUGGUUACCUCUUCAGACGUACCGUUGAUUAUUGGAGGUGGGGGAGGCGGUAUAGCGUCAGUAACCCAGAUGUAUAGUAAUGCAGAUGGCAAUACAGGAACGGCGGGAAAAACUAACGGCGGUCCUGCUGGCAGUAGUAGUUGGAGUGGUGGAUCGGGUGGGUAUGGGGCAACCGAGGCAGAUAGUAGUAAUUCAGGUAAUGUAUUUCAUAACCUGCGUGGCAGGCCCUCAGUUUUAUGGGGGGCCUGAUUUGCAACGGGCAGGCUGAGGACCUGCCACGCAGGCUAUGUAUUUGACAACACACGUUAAAAAAGGCACACAGUCGCUCUUUGAGCGAUGUGAUUUUACGCCGUCGCGACAAUAUAACAACAAUGUAAUUUGAUAUUAUUUACCAUGUUUGGGACCAAAAUUCAAGUUACUUCCAUAAAUAUAUCUAAAUUGAAUAUCCAGUGUAAAUUUAGCCAACUUUUUUUGCAUAAAGGCAUAUAUUAUCGGCAGUACUUUUGUACAAACUUGAAAAAAUCACAUUGCUCAGCAGGUGACGUUGUGUCUUUAUUCUUUAAAACUCGCGACUUGCAGUAACCGGUACCAUGCAACAGAUCUGUUACAAGGUUGUGUUCACUGUGAAUCAAUCAUGGACAGGGGCAAACUGAGCUGUAGGGUAGGCGGACGCGGACUGAGAACCAGAAAACUGUAGGCCCAUGAAUUGCUCAGAUUCAAAAUGUCGCGAAAAUAUCGACUUGGCGCGCUGGAGUUUAGAAAUCAAAAUUGAAUGACACGCAAUGCUCGUGUGAAAGAUCGUUCUCGCAGUGAAGUUGGUGACAACAUGCAUGUUGGACUAAAUUACGUGCGGAAAUUGGUACCAUUUUCGGCUCAAAAAUGGUAACAAUUUCCGAACGUAAUACAAACAUAUACAAAAUAUGCAAACUUGGCAAGCCUAUAUUUUCCGGAUUUUACAACAUUUCGUAACCAAAUUUUGCCAUUUUACUAAUUUUAAUAAGUUCUUUACGGGAAUUUAUUUUUUUUGCCUAGAUCAAAAAUUAGUCUAACAUGCAAGUUGUCUAUUAAGACAAGACUAAGAUCUUCGCCAAAACAAGAAAAUCGUGAACAAUUGAUGAUCAUUGCUAUUGGAAAGGAUAUUGAGUUGCAUCUAAAGCGGAACAUUCAAUAAAAACAGAUUAUUGAUUAUGGCUAGUUUGCCAUCUAAAACUAAACGGACGUGUGUGACGUGAAUCAUUAAUCGCAAUAUGUUCAGAGAUCUUUACUUUACAUACUAAAUUUCGAUACCAAAUCCUCUAUAUAAUUUUUUAUUUAUACACUCGCAAAUGGGCCCCGAUUGUAUUCCUGAUCGAGGCCCAUGACAGAAGUUGUCAGUUCACCCCUGACUGAUCUACGCAAGCUAAAACUAGUUAGAAAUAGCUGUAACCAAGCGAGUAAGGACAAUUCCUAAUUUGUUGAAGUUCAGUGUUGAUACAAGAGGAACUGGAGUACAUGAAGAAAACCUGUGGUAUUUAUUAUGAGUCAAAUCGAAAUAAGUAAGUGGGCUUUGCUAGGCAUGUUUGAAUACUUGCAACUGAGAGCUAAGUUGAAUAACCAAGAACAGAGCUCAAGCUGAUCGAGUCGAAUGCUUUUUGAGAAAAUGUCUGAUAUACACAUCUCAGUGGAAACGUCGGAUUAAACCUACGACUUUCGGUACAGCAUUGAUUGACGGCGAGAAUCGGACCCACGAUCUCAAAGGUGAAUGGCGAUUGCACCACCGAAGCCCCACAAAAGCACUUUCAGUCUAGCACCAAACUGGGACAUUAUAAAUUACCACUGUGUCACCCCCAACCGUGGCAAUAUUUAUUUAUUUGUUUGUUUAGCUUUGCCAACUAGGGCAGGGUCACCACAGCAGCAUAUGCCAGUUACUGUGGGCCCAUUUACCUAACCCACCCUAUCGGCUUUCCCUGUUGGAGGAAACCGGAGUACUCGGAGGGAACCCACGACUUUCGGCAGAGCGUUGACUUUUACUCUUCCCACAUGAGGACUGGGUUCGAGUCACAUUGAGAAGUUCUCACUGAGGCUUGAACCUGCGACCUUAGAGGUUAAAGGCAAGUGCGCUAACCACUUGGCCACCGAAGCCCCAUAUACUUCAUUAGACGUUUUUAUGUAUGUUUAAGGUGGUGGCGGUGGAGGUUUUUACAGCAACGGACGAAGUGGAACCAACCAUGGAGGGUCAUUUGGAUUUGGAGGGCAAGGGGGUUUCGGCUUCAUACAAGGUUUGCAAAGCAAAAUUAUUGGUAAUUUUUGUGUGAUUCCAACGUUUUUUCCAGUACGUUUCUUCGCACCUUCACACCACUGUAAUGUGUUCUACAUAUCUUUAUUCGUAGUCAUACAUAAGGAACAUAAUUAUACUUGCAAGACAAGACCAUGCGUUCCUUCCCCUAGAUUCCUUAUUCCUUAAAUAAAAAUAAAAUAAAUAUUCCCAAGACCAUGUGGCCUGUCCACGUGACCUUUAUCACCAACCAUGUACAACUAGCAGUGUACUAGGAUUAUUUGCCCAAUCAAAAGCCCUAAAAAGAAGUUACCUAUCACUCCUUGCUCGCUUAGAGUUUAAGGUUUGAGAUUUUCAAAGGCCAACCUUUUUGAAUUAUAGCUGUAUUACUAUAUAAAGUUAAAUUAAAGUUCUAAUUAUUUAUUUAGUUUAUUUAGUGUCAAUUACACAGAAUGUGGUCGCCCACCCGCGCAGGCCACACGUUCGACAACUGAGCAUAUCAAAUCCUUAGUACAUAAUGAUUGAGUUUUCCAGUGAAUUUCCCUAACCUAAGUAAAUACCAGGUUAAAUACCCUACCCUCAAGCGCGCUAACUGGGACAGUUUUCUUCGUGCAUACUUUUCGCAUCAUCUGUUAAACAGAGGAUCUGUUUUGAAACGUCCACAAAAUCCUCUGUUUCGAAACGUCCAAAUGAAUCAUACGAAAGUUUGAAAAGUGCGUUUUGUAUACGGAUGCCCAAUGGAAAUACAAGUUUGUGACACCCAAAGUAAAAAAGGCCACCCAUUCUAUGACUCGCGUGCCCAAGGCCAAAGAUUUGGCACAAGCAAUAACCGAUGUUAUUUAUGUGACAUUUCAGGUGGUGAUGGUGGAAGAUCGUACACAGGUAAUGGAGGAGGAGGCUUUGGAGGAGGCGGUGGUGCCUAUGGUAGUGGGGGGGAGCUGGAGGAGGGGGUGGUUAUUCCGGAGGAGCAUCAGGAGAUAAUUAUUCCAAUGCAUGUGGUGGAGGAGGUGGUUCAUUCAACGGUGCAUUUCAAAAUAAAUUUUCCAGCCAAGGAUACAACAGUGGCAAUGGCUUUGUUCAAAUAAACCGAAUUAAUGUCUGAAUUAUCCAACUUUCCCUUGCACAAAUAAAAUUUCCGAAAAUGCUGUAUUUGAAUCUUCGAAGCAAAAUAUACUUUACAGUCAAGGAUAAAACCACAGUUGAUGGUAAUAUGAUAGUCUGGAAACUAAACAGAAGUCAUUGUGUUAUGUUUUUGUCGGAGUUUAUGUUAAUUUGUGCACGGUCACGUGAUUGAGCUCAUUGUAUUUUCGUAUAAUGAAGUGAUUCAUGUCGAAUCCCUAGGGAUGCGGCUGAGAUGAAACAUGCAACCAUGAUGAGUAAUAUUUAAUGAAGUUACCAGAAAGGAUUUGUACGGUGAGGUACAGUUCAUCAUCAAACAAAGGCUCGUUCUACUUUGUAGCUUUAAAUUUUUCCGGGCUUCCAGACCAUCAUAUCUAUGGUAAAAGUAAAACGACGGUCAUGGAUGGACAUGUUACAAUAAAUCGAAUUUACGUAUACUGAUAAACGUUAGUUUAGUGUUAACUUAUCUUUUUAUCUAACACGAACUUUCCAAAGUAAAAUAUCUCUGUCAUUAGCCAGAGUAAAAUACUUUGGAAUAACUGAUAAUGUCGAGAUUUAAGCAAAACGGUCAGUUGGGCAGAAAGUCGGGCUGCUGGUAUUAUAUAAACAGAUCUAGUUUGCCUCAUUUUAAUACAAUGACAUUUUAUACUAACAUUCAAACAUUUUAUUAUAAAUAUUUGAUUGCAUUAAUUUUUAUUCUAAUUUGCAAAUUGUAUCAAGCGUAUACAUAUAAUUGAAUUGGUUGAUCUUUUCAAAGUCAAAACCCACAACCGAAAAACCUUCAAAGGCCAGGGUGAAACGUCGAACUUUUCAUGUGCCGAACCUAACGCAAAUGAAGUGAAACAAAGAACUUAGCUCAUUAACAUUAGGUUCGGCACAUGAAAAGUUCGACGUUUGUCCCUGGCCAUACUUAAGCGCAAAAGCACAAGAAAUGUACACACUGGCGAAGGAAUAAAUGGGACUGGGGGGGGGGGGGCUUAGUCCCCCUAAAAAUUAAUAAGGCGUGAAUGGAUUUCCUAUAUAUUUUCAUUUUGUUAAAUGAAAGUGCCAUGAACCUUUUUCUGGUUUGAAAGUCCCCUUUUCCAGUGUUAUGCAAAAUCAAUGUACUCAGUUAUAAGUUUUAGAUUAAGUAAUUUGUUAUUUUGUUUCCUAUUGCUCAAAAUUCGCUUGUUUAUUACAUUGUACCAUGCAUGGGGACCCAAAAAAGAACCUGGACGGUAAGACAUCGGUAUAGGUGUCUCUUUUUAGCCACGCCCUCUGACCUGCUUCCGUGGGUAUUGCGCUUUGGGCACAAAUGCGUGACAAACCAUGGCAAUUUUAUUAACUAUGAACUAAGCUAGGCAGCAAAUCAUGCGCCACCCGCGUUAUCAAUCAAUUCCCGCACAAGUCGUGCACUUAACCACAAAUCAAAACAACAACAUAAAUUUAUUACAAUCAAAUGCUGUGGUCACAUUUGAACUGUUGUACAGCUGUAAACUGACGUCGAUUUAAAUAAUUCUCCUAAAUAGUAAAUAAAUUGCAGAGAUUCUCGACCUAAAAUAUUCUAAAAUCAUGUCAGUAAGAUUCGGGACGACAUUAUUUUUUCUUUGCAUAAAUCUACGGCGUUUAAUUUUGGCUGUCGGGUACGAGUGUCAUCGCGAGGGACAGUUUGUCAAAGUGGAACCAGGUAUAUCUUUGAAUUUAUGUUGCGUACACGUCGCAUGCCUUCAGAUUCGAUAGCAUUCCAAAAAGUAACUUUGUAAUUGUAACUGCUCCGACCCCAGCUUACUUUUUCGAAUCUUGCCUUUCCCUCAAAAAUAAAGCCUUAAAGGCGCACUGCAAAUACCAAUAUUUUUAUAACGUACGGUGUCCAUGACACAUUAUAUUGGCCUGGGUAUUAAACAACUGCAUGUCUAGGGAUAUUCUGAUUUCUGAUCCACUUAAAAGACUAAAUUUAAAAGCUCAGUAUGUGUGUAACUCUGUCUACAUGCAUUUGCUUAGCUUAAAUACGACAUAAAUUACCAGGGGCCGGUUGUAUAAAAAAGCUAGUGAUUAAAGUUAAUUAUAGUUAGUGGAAACGUCAUCCAAUAAGAAGCGCGUAUUUGAGAGUUAAUCACCAUUUAACUACAAAAUAGUGAUUAAAAAAGUGGUUAAUUUAAUUAAGAGUUUUAUACAACCGGCCCCAGGAAACAGAAACUGCAGUGCAACGCGAAAAGUGCGAGAAAAAUAUGACUCGAUUAUCAGUUUCCAUUGUUUCCUUGUUCCCAAAAAAGAUUUCACCGUGUUCCCUUGUCCCUUAUGGCUAUGAUUUUUCGGCUUUGUUCCCUAAAAUCCCUGGGAGAUCCUCGACUAUAAGACCGAUUUACACUAUACAACUUUUGCCUAAAGCUGUCGCCGAUGCAACCUGCUUACAAGUUCAGUUGUAUACUGUAUAAAUCAAGAACACAACUCAUCUACGACAACAUAAGCGAGUUGUGUGCUUGAUUUGCACAGGACAACUCAAGUUCAGUGUAAGCAUGUUGUAUGCGACAGUUUUAUGCCGAAAAGUUUUUGUUUAAAUCAGCCUUUACGACUAUACUCUGAUUCGGUUAGUUGCUAUAAUGAAAGACGCUUAGUGUUGCCAGAUCGCUUAACAAUGUAAUACGUUGUUGUCUUGGACAGUAUAGAUUUCCGUCAUAUUAGCCUUAUUAGUUUUAGCUUGUUAAGUUGCUUGAAAAUUUGUUUAGCGGCAGUAAUUUAAUUCUUGUUUAUAUGGGAUCGCCGUAAUUGGGGAAACUGUGGUGAAUUCCCUGGCCCCAUAUGUUGUAUUUAAAUAGUAGCCGAAUCUUAUUAAAUCUUAUAAUGAAAGACGCUUAAUAGCAACUAAAUUAAAUGGUUGCAUAUUUGCAUAAAUAUGUCAAAACUAUAAAUAGUGCCGAUAUAGUGGAGGUUUUAAAUAAAAUCAUAUUAAAGCAGGUGGAAAUCAAAACAUUUGUCUAUGUUGUUUUGAACACAAUAUUUCCAACUUUGUUUUGCAUCCCAUAUUAUCAAAGAUUCGUCCAUUUUUUUCAGUACAACCUGAAUAAAGGUAAAAGUGAAUUUCCUGACCAAGAAAGUAUAGUGCUGGUUUGUGUUUUCACAUCUCUCCUCGUAGCUUUUAAAAAUUAAAAUUCAGCGUUCACAUCGCGUACUUUCUAGCGCAAUGGGGAGCAUUGAACCUAUGAGUAUGAUUGAACCAUAGGCCCGUUUCAUACGCCGUACUUCACAUGUACCGAAUACAUUAAAAACAAUAGAUAAUGAGGCAUUUCAGCUCAUUACCUAUUGUCUUUAAUGUAUUCAGCACAUGUGAAGUACGGCGUAUGAAACGGGCCAUAGUUAAUAGAGAGAAGAUAAAGUCCUCUUUUAACUAUGAUUGAACUGAUUUUAUUUGUAUAUCCGCGCGGAUGCAGGGCCGGAUUAACGUUUCCCGGGGCCCGGGGCAUAUUAUAAGUGCAGAGUCUUAAAAUAUUAUUGGAAUAUGGCGUUGAAUGUCAUCGACCUGCAUAACUAUUCACUUAGAUGAUUAUGCCAUUGAAUGUCUUCAGCAUAACCAUUCAACUUGGAUGGUCAUGCCGUUGAAUGUCAUCGGCAUAACCAUUCAACUUGGAUGGUUAUGACUUGAAUAUCAUCGGCAUAACCAUUCAACUUAAUUAGAUGGUUAUGAUGUUGAAUAUCAUCGGCAUGACCAUUCAACUUAGAUGGUUAUGACGUUGAAUGUCAUCGGCAUAACCAUUAAUCAAGUUGGAUGGUUAUGGCGUUGAAUGUCAUCGGCAUAUUAACCAUUCAACUUGUGACUUCAGAAUAUUUGACAAUUCAAUUCAGUAGGAGACAUAAUCACAUAAUGGUUAAUUAUAGAUGCGAGCAAGAUGAACAACACUCUCUGAUUACAAGUGAGGGUCUCCCAGGGGUAUUUGGGGAACAAGGGAACACUGUAAAUUUUACAAUGGGAACACGGGAACAAAGGAAAACAAAAUUAGGGAACAAGGGAACACGAAAUAUAUUGGGGAACAGGGGAACAAAACCCCUUUCCUAGAAUAUAUACAAGUGGUACAAUGGCCUAAUGUAUUGUAGAUGAAAAAUGGGCAUAAUAUAUCGUUUUCUCCAAUUUGUCCAACCAGCUAGUGUACUUGUGGUAGACUGUUCUACGGGCUGCUUGAGGAUGAUAAGUGAAGUUUCUCCUCUAGUCAGAUUUUUGAGCAGCCAUCAUGACUUUUCUCGGUCACAUUUUGCUUGCACCUGAAAAAGCAGAUACCAACGGCAACGCCCUUCACAAUCGACGCAGCAAUCACCAGAAUCGAAGAGGUAUAUGACUUCGAUUGUCAGUGCAUACAUAGAACAAGUCAAAGCCUUCCUUAGAACAAAUGCCCAGAGCCAAGGUCCGCAAGGAAACGUUUCUUCAGUCGUUGUGGAAGACGAAACAAGAAUCUUUGGGAGAAAUGCGAGGUCUGCUUCAAAAGUAUGAUCCACAGCUUUUGAAGUUGUUCAAACUUAAAGCCGUUUGACGCUGGUAGUCGAGAAUUGUUUCUCCGAGAUGAGGGCAGGGCAUGUGAUAUGCCAAUGCAGUUGCAGUUCGACUUUCACUUCAGUCGAGCAAUGAAGGAGCACUUGAAUACUUCAAGUCAAAUCUGACUUGAAGUAUUCAACUCUACCAAAGAUGGCCCCACCUUCAGCAGCACAGUUGACAAAGUCACAAGUGCAGCAAAUGAGAGACUGGCGCAUAAAGUAUGGUCAAAGUGUCCCACAGAAUACCGUGCGGAACAUGAGCACUAAAGACAAUCCGGGUACUCUGCCGAUAAAUCUCUAUGCCCUGGCACAGCCAGCUAGCGAGCCUUUGGAAUUCUCGAAAAUUACAGAAAAUGGUACCCAAACAGACACACACCAUGCCAACACGCACAACAUUCUUCAUUCCACUGGGGACGUUGUUUUUCUUGCCUCGUACGCCAAUUGUGGGCGGAUGAUGAUCUACCAUCUACAAGAAAACGUUAGUGUUUCAACAAAGAAAGCAAGAGCCACCAUUUUUGAAGGUGACCCUUUCAAUCCACUUAUAUUUACAGAAGAAGGAGUUGUCAAGGUCAAUGCGAAAGAAAUACCUGGUUCUCAAGUGGAAACCGUUUGCAGGAGAUAGCAACUUUGAACUGACAGAGAAUGAGUUUCUAAGAUAGCAGUCGAGAAUGAUUGAAUGUGUUGAUGCUGUGACGAUUGAAGAGGCGAGAUGAUAUCGACCAAGAAAGUGCAACAGAUACGAAGCCAAGACGUGCAAGAAAGACACCACAUAGGCUACUGACGAUUUUGUAUAUUAUGAUUAGUAAAGGUGAUACUUUAGUACUUUAAUCGUUGGAACAAUUGAAGAAACUAUAAAUGCAAUGCUGUUCAUUAGAUCUAUUUUUUGUUAUGUAAUAGUAAUACUGUCAAUACUUCCACGAAGUCAAAUAACUAUUAAACAUUAUAGUCUUCUUCAGUAUUGUAUUUUUCAAAUGAGCAACAUCUGCAGGCUUGUGAUUGUAUUUUUCUGUUUAAUUUUGUUAAAGUGAACGUAUGUAUUAAUAUAAUGGAUGAUAGCGAGGAUAAACUGUCAAAUUUUCUGAAUAACGAAACAAAAUUUAAUUUAUAAAGGGGAACAAGGUAGCAUGGUUAAAUUUUGGAAGGGAACAAGGGAACAAAGCGAAAAUUUUGAAGGGAACACGGGAACAAAUACCCCCCCCUGGGAGACCCUCACAAGUUUCCAUCAAAUUUAAACGAAUCUAAAACUAAACUUACAUAUAUACUUAUAUACAAUACUGAGGCAUAUAAAGGCCUUUGGCGGCGCCCUUAUAGGCCUUAGUUGUCGAGCACGUGUAUCAUGAGGCUUUGGCUUGACCGGGCCACAAACAGCACCCCGCGUAACUGACUGAAAUCUAUAAUAUUUCAUCAAAGUAUGUGACAGUGCUAACCUACAGAACCCUGUUGUAAUGUUCAUAUACACUAAUUCUAACCGUUCGUCUCCUAUUUUAAAGAUGGACUACCUCCACUCAACCCAAUUAAGGUUACCACGACAACCGAAGGAACAUUCUGCUCCAUAAAAUGUCUUGAUUACCCAGGAUGCAAUUCAUUUGCAUACCUAAACUAUACAUCCAGCGAGAAUUGUUUGCUAAGCAGUAGUGUUGAUGGCGCGUCAGUGAGUGGAGCUAGUGGUGUGGUCGAAAUUUAUAAGAAGGCUGUGGCAGAAGUUGCUAAGGUGAGCUUGCGUUAUCGUUUUUGUAACCCUCUAGUAAGCCCCCCCCCCCCCCCUUAAAUGAGCCCUUUUCUCUCUUCAAACAAAAGACAUGUUUUUGUAACCUGGCACCGGUGCGGUGAACAAGUGCGACGCUCACCCGGAAAAAAUGAAAAUUUGAGGCCCGCUCGUAAAUGUAAUUUCCUGAAUUUUAUGGCACCGAAUUGAAGAAGUAUGGGGAACAAAAAUGCUACAAAAAAAUUGCUUCAUAAUUGGUUUUGGUGCUUUGCAGUUGGAUGACUUGGUGGGAGCUAAAUAUAUACUAUUAGGACGACUUAGCCCCCUUUUAAAAUUUUACGGGUGCAAAAGCGCCGCAUCCGAAAGAGUGCCGUGGUGCUUACGGUACGACUUAGUUUCCUUCGCAGGCGUUUUUCAAAUAACUCGGAACGUACGCUUCCAGAUAAGACUGCCUUCAUACGAGACGGACGAAUUCGGAACUGCAUGGAACUUCGACCGAAGUGGAGAACGUCUUGUUAGGAAUAAUUAUGUAAUUGUUUCUCUUGAAGGCCACAAGUUUAUUUCUGUUUCAAUAUCUACUUACCGUAGGGAUGCGAUCCAAACCCCUGCCUCAAUGGAGGGACCUGCCUGGACACAUGUGAGGAGCCAUUUUAUCACUGCGUUUGUCCGGAAAAAACAACAGGAGAUGACUGCACGCCUAUCUACAGUAAGUGCUUUAUUCUCAUUUCAGUAGCUUCACGGUGGAUCAUGGUAAAUGCAUGCAACUUACAAUCGAGGGAUUCAGAUUUGAUUUGCACCACGCCACGCCACCACCGCUAUCGCUACCAGUAAGGGACCAUUAAUAGAAAUAAUAAUCAGAUGCAAUUUAAUCCGAUGCGUACUAAACCUCUCUAACAUUGCAACACCAUCAUUCAUUACCCUGAUCAACACAAACACUUAGCUACUCCGAGAACAAGGUUGAGUAUCGUCUACUACAACUAAACAUGCGACACCAACAAUGACAAAGAUCAGAAAAGCAACAGCAUUUAACAAUGACAAGUGUCAAUAACAACAAAAACAACAACAACAGCAUCAAAAACAACAACAUGUUACAACAGCGGCAACGACAAUGACAACAACUAUAUUUAACAAAUAUAUUUCAAUACUUUAGGACCUUUCUAUGCGAAGUUUACACGUCUUGGUAAAACUGGGCGCACUGGACCAAACAAAAUAGGAACUAACUACGAUGGCCAAGCACACAAGGAUCUGACCACUGUACAAAACGGAAUACAAUAUUUUACAGUUCCCUAUACAGGAGUAUACACAAUCACUGCCGUUGGGGCUGCAGGAGGACUAGAUUCAAGCAGCAGUUCUUACAGAGGAAGGGGUGCAAGAGUGGGUGGAGACUUCAACUUAGGAAAGGGGCAGGUUUUAAAAAUACUAGUUGGUCAAGUAGGCAGAUAUAACAGUCCGUAUCGGUCAGCUGGAGGUGGAGGUGGAUCAUUUGUGGCUACCUCUUCAAACGUACCGUUGAUUAUUGGAGGUGGGGGAGGCGGUAUACUGUCAGUAACCAAGAUGUAUGUUAGUGCACAUGGCAAUACAGGACCGGCGGGAAAACCUAACGGCGGUUCUACUAAGAGGACUAUUUGGAGCGGUGGAUCCGGUGGGUAUGGGGCAACCGAGGCAGAUAAUAGUAAUUCAGGUAAUGUAUUUGGCAACACGCGUUAAAAAAGGCACACAGUCGCCCUUUGAACGAUGUGAUUUUACGCCGUUGUAACAAUGUAACAACAAUGUAAUUUGAUAUUUAUCAUGUUUGGAGACCAAAAUUCAAGUUAUUUCGAUAAAUUUAUCUAAAUUGAAUAUUCAUUGUAAAUUAGGCCGACUUUUAUUAAUUGCAUAAAGUUUUAUUAAUUGCAUAUAUUAUCACCACACCUUUUGUACAAACUUGAAAAAGAGUUGUGCAUGAACAAAAAUCAAGUUUCACGCCGACCAAAUCACAUUGCUCAGCAGGUGGCGCUGCAGUGCCUUUAAAACUCGCGACUUGCAGCAACCAUGCACAGAUUUGUUACAAGGUUGUGUUCACACGCCGCAGCAGUCAUGGACAGGGACCAGUGGCGGAAAUUCACUUUUCCCGGUGGGGGGGCAAAGCCUCCAAAAUUUCCGACAAACCUCCUCCAUUUGCACUCGAAAAGGUUGUUUUUAGCCCUCUUUUAGGCCAAAAUGUCCGAAAAUUCGUCAAUUGUCAGCGGUAGACCAGAGCGGUAGGGCCGGGUAGUCGGACGCGGACUGAGGCCCGGAAACCUGUAGGCUGGCCCAUAUGAAUUACUGAAAGGAAGACAGAUUCAAAAUCGGACCCACAAUCUCAGAGGUGAAUGGCGAUUGAACCAUCGAAGCCCCACAAAAGCACUUUCAGUCUAGCACAAAACAGCAGGGACAUUAUAUUCAGACAAAAUUGCAGAAAAUUAAAGUUGGUCUGGGAGGUGAAAUGCACACGCACUAACCAGUGGUGGCAAUAUACUUCAAUAGAAGUUUUUAUAAUGUUUCAGGUGGUGGCGGUGGAGGUUUUUACAGCAACGGACGAAGUGGAACCAACCAUGGAGGGAAAUUUGGACUUGGAGGGCAAGGGGGUUUCGGCUUCAAACAAGGUUUGCAAAGCAAAAUUAUUGGUAAUUUUUGUGUGAUUAUAAUUAACGUUUUUCCAGUACGUUUCUUCCCAUCUUCACACCACUGUUGUGUUCUACCAUAUAUUUAUACGUAGUCAUACAUAAGUAACGUAAUUAUACUCGCAAGACAAGACCAUGUGUUCCUUCCCCUAGAUUCCUUAUUCCCAAGCUAGAAGACCAUGUGGCCUGUCCACGUGACCUUUGUCAUAGUAACAUGGUCAGCUGUUUCAAAAAAGGUUGUCCUUCAAAAAUCUCAAACCUUAAACUCUAAGCGCGGAAGGUGUGAUGGGUAUCUUCUUACUUAAGGCGUAAAACGUGCGAAUUGUGCAUAGUAACUAUGCAGUGGCGGCGCCAGGGGGGGAGGCAAGGGGGGAUAAAUGCCCCCCAAAAUUAUCUUUUGCCCUCCCCCAUUUUGCCCCCCCCCCCCUCAAAAAAAUUUAUUAGUCACUGAGAACAUUUAACUUUAAUAUUUUUCAUUGUUUUUCAAAUAUUCGGGACCACUUAGCAAUUUUAGCUAUUUGGUCUGCAUACCUUGUAAAAUUUUUAUCCGUUGACGGUUUUAUUUGUCAGUUGAAAACUGAAAAUUCGCGUCACGUUGCCAAAUAGCGUCCGGCCUGUAUGAGCCUUAAGGCACUAAUAAGAUGAAAGUAUCACGAAAUUAUUUGAAUAAACCACAUCGCAUAUAUAGGGAGCGAAUAUCCUGAAGGAGGGGGACUUUCCUGAGGCAUUCGCCCCUCUGGGGGGGGCGAUAUUCCUAAGAUAUUCGUCCCCCGGGGGCGGUAUUCCUAGGAAUAUCGGCCCCUUUUGAGAGGGGGGCGAAUCUCCUGGGGGGACAAAAGUCCUGUGACAAAGGCAUGGGCAAAUAGCAGUACCUUUUUAAAAAUUCUAUCUUGCCCCCCCAAAAUAUGAGUUUGCCCCUCAAAUGCCCCCCCCCCCAAAUUCUGAGGCCUGGCGUCGCCACAGUAACUAUGGCAAGCAGGCCCGCAUGGGGAGCAAGGAGGCAACUGCCCCCCCCCCAGAGAAAACUACAUUUACGAUUUUUAGAAUGUCAUUAUUGAUUAUUCUUUGGAUAUUUGGGACUUUUUUGGCAUAUAGGCCUUACUGCCCCCUGGUGAAAAAAUCCUGCGUACGACCCUGAUGGCAAGGCAGAUAAUAAACACUUAAAAAAUCUAAUAAGAACUUAAUAAAUCUUAAAAGAUGUACAACUAGCAGUGCACUAGGAUUAUUUGCCCAAUCAAAAUCCCGCUAAAAAGACAUUUUCAAAGGACAACCUCAGUGUGACCACAGUAUUCUAUUAACUGUGGUGUGACCAGAUUUGGUAAUUUUAAUUACUUUUGGUAAUAUUUCACGAUUUUUCUGACUUUUUUGGUAAUUGAAAAUUUUUGGUAAUUUUUUUAGUAAUUUUUCGGUUGUCGCAUGAAAUUCAGCCAAAUACGCCAUAAUAACACAACCUGUUAUUCAAAAAUUCAAUGAGAACAGUUACAGGUCCAUGCCUGCAAAGCUGUACAUCCAAAUUGCAAGCUACUGGCCCAAGCUGUCCAGCUGAAUCGACGGAAUCCUGCUGAUCACCAUUCACCCUGUGCUGAUUGCGGGCUAGGGACCCGGACCAAUCAUCGUGGCGCCAUAUUUGCAUUUUGCACAAUUGCAAUCAAAAAGUACAAGUGAGAAAGAAAAACAUGGAAAAAACAUAGUUUCAGUGAUGGAAAAUGUCUUACUGAUUUUGUUUUGCUGAGAUGUUUUAUUGAUUUUCAAACCACUUUGGUUGACAGCAGAAAUUUAGUAAUUUUUUCUACGUUUUGGUAAUUUUUUGCAUGCUUAUUUAGUAAUUGCCUUGCAAAAUAUCUGGUCACACUGGACAACCUGUUUUGAAUUAGCUGUAUAUAGAUCAAAAGUUAAAGUUCUAAUUAUAUAUUUAGUCUAUUCAGUGUCAAUUACACGUCAGUUACACAGAAUGUAGUUGCCCACCCGGGGCACACGUUUGACAACUGACUGCAUAUCAAAUUCUUAUUACAUAAUGAUUAAGUUUUCCAGUGAAUUUCCUAGCUCCCUCAAGCACGCUAACUGGGACAGUCUGCCUUCCAUAUAAACAAGAGCCUCUAAAUGAACAAGUCUUGUUCGUGCAUACUUUUCGCAUCCUCUGUUUUGAAAACGUCCACAGAAAAGCCUGGCAGAAAGCAUGAAUCAUACGAAAGUAAGAAAAGUGCGUUCUGUAUGUCACAAACUUGUAUUUCGAUUGGGCGUCCGUACCCAAAAUAAAAUAGGCCGCCCAUUUUAUGACUCGCGUGCCCAAGGCCAAAGAUCUGGCACAAGCAAUAACCGAUGUUAUUUAUGUGACAUUUCAGGUGGUCAAGGUGGAUUAGCGUAUAGAAAUACUGGAGGAGGAGGCUUUGGAGGAGGUGGUGGUGCCUAUGGUCAUGGAGGGGGCGCUGGAGGUGGGGGUGGUUAUUCCGGGGGAGCAUCAGAGAUAAUUAUCCUGAUACAUGUGGUGGAGGAGGUGGUUCAUACAACGGUGCAUUUCAAAAUAAAUUUUCCAGCCACGGAUACAACAGUGGCUAUGGUUUUGUUACAAUAACCCGAAUUAAUGUUUGAUUUAUCUAACUUUCCCUUGCACAACUAAAAUUUCUGAAGAUGCUGUAUUUAAAUCUUCGAGGCAAAAUAUACUUUACAGUCAAGGAUAAAACCACAGUAGAUGGUAAGAUGAUGGUCUGGAAACUAAACAGAAGUGAUUGUGUUAUGUUUUUGUCGGAGUUUAUGUUAAUUUGUGCACGGUCACGUGAUUGAGCUCAUUGUAAUUUCGUAGAAUGAAGUGAUUGUCGAAUAGGGAUGCGGCUGAUGUGAAACGUGCAACCACGAUGAGUAAGGGACCGUUCAUUAAUUAUACGUCAGGGUGGGCUGGAGGAAAAAGAGCAGAAACGGUGCAAGUUUUCCAUGACCCCCCCAUUAAGGUUUUAAUUUUUUCAUGACCCCCCCCCUUCUAACCGUCAAUUUUUUUCACAGCCCCCCUAAAAAAUUUUCCGGACGUACAUAAGCAUAGUCUACAAAUUUUUCCGGACUAACAUAAGCAUAUACAAAAUUUCUCCACCAACAUAAGCAACGCUUCCAAUUUCUUCACCACAAACAUAACAAAAGCUUUAAAACUGUUAAAAAUUGCAAACCAUUUCAUCAAAUGGUUUUGGUUGUGAAAGCUUAAUAUUUGAAACUGGUCAACCUAAAAUAUUUACAAUUACCGCAAAUAAUUUUGGCAGCCCCCCCUUUCAUGCUGAAAACACUUGAAAGGCCCCCCCCCCCCCCUUCUAACCGUAAAAUGUUUUGGCAACCCGCAAUGAUGUUACCCGCACAAAGGAUUUGUACGGUGAGGUAUACAGUUCAUCAUCCAAAAAAAGCUCCUUCUACUUUGUAGCUUUAAAUUUUUCCUUGCUUCCAGACCAUCAUAUCUACUGGGUGUAUAAAAAAAAUGUACUCAGUUUCAAAUUCAAAUUAGCCAUAACCUUUUAAAUAUUUGGCGUUGCUCUGCAUGCAGUAAGCUGGCCCAUUUUAUAUCUUAUGCAGACUUGAAUAAUGCUUACUUUAAACAUUUUUCUUUGAGUUGUGUAUUUGUUCAUACAAAUAGAAGUUAUCCUAAAUUCCCAUUUGCAGAAGGCGUUUUCACCAUUCAUUAAUUCGAGAAAUUAUACGGCUGUCAAAUUACGGUUAAUUUGAAUUUGAAAGGGUGUGCAUUUUUUGAUACACCCUGUAUGCAUGGUAAAAGUAAAACGACGGUCAUGGAUGGACAUGUUACAGUAAAUCGAAUUUACUGAUAAACGUUAGUUUAGUGUUAACUUAUCUUUUUAUCUAACACAAACUUUCCUAAGUAAAAUGUCUCUGUCAUUAGCCAGAGUAAAAUACCUUGGAAUAACUAAGUAAUUUGUUAUUUUGUUUCCUAUUGCUCAAAAUUCGCUUGUUUAUUACAUUGUACCAUGCAUGGGGACCCAAAAAAGAACCUGGACGGUAAGACAUCGGUAUAGGUGUCUCUUUUUAGCCACGCCCUUUGACCUGCUUCCGCGGGUAUUGCAGUGGCGUGCUGGCAGGGGGGGCCGGGGGGCCACGCCCCCCCCCCCAGCUGGCAAUUCUUGGGGGGCGCAAAAAUGAAAAUGGGGCGCCGAAUUUUGAAAGUGGGUGGGAAAAAACGCAUUCUCGAAAAAAUAUGGUUACUUCCGCCAAGAAAAGACAUGUUUAUAGACUACAGUAUAAAACAGACUAAGCAUAUAUAGGCGACAUAUAUUAAAUUACAGACUAUUUUGCCUAACCGUAUUUGCUACCUCACAGCUCACACGAAAUCGUUCAUAUAGAAACAUGAUCAGUGAUCACAGGCAAUGUCUCAUUACCGGAAUAUUGGUCAGGUUUCGAUCGAAGCGAUCACAGGAAUUAUGCCCUUUUUUGCUGGUAUUAUGCCCUUAUAUUAUGUCCUUUAUUAUGCUUCACGAGUCACGAGAGCGGCGCAAAUUAGAUAGUUGAAGUUAUGAUAACUGAUGUUUAGUUGUGUACGCAAUUUAGUUGUUUGCACAAGAAGCAUGAGUAAUGUAAGCAAUGAAAUAAUGCUGAAACAUGCCCUUUUGGCAGCCAGGCAAGGAAACCUUAAAAUGCAUAUGCGUGGGUUGCUUGUGUUAUUGUAUAGAAGAGCUUUAAGUUGUAAAUGUACUCAGAACAGUAGAUCAGUAGAGAACAGAAUUGGGAUUAGAUUAAUCGCUGGAAGUAGUUAGCAUUGCAUAAUUUAAGUACUACUACUAAAUUCUAACCGAAUUGCAAAUUUCGACACGUUAUAAUGCCGUUUCCUGACCAUGAGAUUUCUGUCAAAUCUUCCCCAAAAGUCCAGGAAAUGGCAUUUCAGAGACUCUAAAUUCAAAAAUUUUCCUGGGGGGCAUGCCCCCGGACCCCCUAGACAAACCUCGUACCUGCGGCACUCGGCUCUUGCCUUCGGCCCUCGUUUAUCAAGUGUAACAUUGUAGGGGCGCAUAUUGGUUGACAGGCCACUGGCCCCUCCAGAAAAAUAGUACCCAGCACGCCACUGGGGUAUUGCGCUUUGGGCACAAAUGCGUGACAAACCAUGGCAAUUUACAAGCUAGGCAGCAAGUCAUGCGCCACCCGUUAUCAAUCAAUUCCCGCACAAGUCGUGCACUCAGUAACCACAAAUCAAAACAACAACAUAAAUGUAUUACAAUCAAAUGCUGUGGUCACAUUUGAACUGUUGCACAGCUGUAAACUGACGUCGAUUUAAAUAAUUCUCCUAAAUAGUGAAUAAAUUGCAGACAUUCUCGACCUAAAAUAUUCUAAAAUCAUGUCAGUAAGAUUCGGGACGAUAUUAUUUUUCCUUUGCAUAAAUCUACAGCGUUUGGCCGUUGGGUACGAGUGUCAUCGCGAGGGACAGUUUGUCAAAGUGGAGCCAGGUAUAUGUUUGAAUUUAUGUUGCGUACACGUCGCAUGCCUCCAGAUUCGAUAGCAUUCCAAAAAGUAACUUUGUAAUUGUAAGGGCGUGUUCAUUAUUUAUACCCGGGGUUGGUACCGAAGAGAAACUAAUCGAAAAGAGAAAAAAACAACCACCCACCCUUUCGAUCAACCAUUUUUUCCCUACCCCACUAUUGCAUGACUUGGAUUUUAUUUUACCCAACCCAAUCUCAAGAUUAUACAAGUAUUUUACAUAUAUAUAUAUAUAGGCCACUAUAGUAUAAACAGUACUGUGCAAGUUUGGUGCACUAACUGAAUGUCAAAUAUAAUAAUUUGUACCUUCACAAGUUCAUAUUAUGUUCCCAAGCCUCCAAGUUCCAGUCCUACCAUAUCUCGUUGUUGUAAUCAGAGGGGAUGGGGAGUUGGACUUUAGUUUUCUUUGUGGGGAAUGAAUGGAUAUUUCCUGGGAUGACCCAUUUUGUUAAAUAAAGGAUUUUCAUAUUUUGUUCAUUCGAAAGUUUGUAUUGAAAAUAAUUUACCCAACCAUAGGCUUUGUUCAAAAAAUAUUUACCCAACCCUUCAUACCCCAGAAAAAUGGCUUACCCAACCCAUUUCUCUUCGGUACCAACCCCGGGUAUAAAUAAUGAACACUCCCUAACUGCUCUGAUCUCAGCUUACUUUUUCGAAUCUUGCCUUUCCCUCAAAAAUAAAGCCUUAAAGGCGCACUGAAAAUACCAAUAUUUUUAUAACGGUGUCCAUGACACGUUACAUUGGCCUGGGUAUUCUACGGAACACAUUAAAACUGCAUGUCUAGGAAUAUUCUGAUUUCUGAUCCACUUAAAAGACUAAAUUUAAAAGAUCAGUAUGUGUGUAACUCUGUCUACAUGCAUUUGCUUAGCUUAAAUACGACAUAAAUUACCAGGAAACAGAAACUGCAGUGCAACGCGAAAAGUGCGAGAAAAUAUGUCUCGAUUAUCAGUUUCCAUUGUUUCCUUGUUCCCAAAAAAGAUUUCACCGUGUUCCCUUGUCCCUUAUAGCUAUGAUUUUCGGCUUUGUUCCCUAAAAUCCCUGGGAGAUCCUCGACUAUAAGACCGAUUUACACUACACAACUUUUGCCUAAAACUGUCGCCGAUGCAACCUGCUUACAAGUUCAGUUGUAUACUGUAUAAAUCAAGAACACAACUCGUCUACGACAACGUAAGCUAGCGAGUUGUGUGCUUGAUUUGCACAGUACAACUCAAGUUCAGUGUGAGCAUGUUGCAUGCGACAGUUUUAUGCCGAAAAGUUUUUGUUUAAAUCAGCCUUUACGACUAUACUCUGAUUCGGAUAGUUGCUAUAAUGAAAGACGCUUAGGGCGCUUUCCAUUUAACGGCCUGACCGGUCAGAUCCGAAUUCUUUUCUCUGUAUCAAUGAAAAGAUCUGGUCUAUGUUUCUCAAAUAUCUAGCGAAAAUGGACCUCAUUCUAAUGUUACCUAAAUGUUCCGGUCAGAUAGGUCCGAAGCCCAAAUGUUUUGUAGUGAUGGGCGAUACUAUCGAAAAAGUAUCGAAAUCGUCGAUACUUACAAAAGUAUCGAUAUUUUCGAUACUCGCAAAAAGUAUCGGUAAUUCGAUACCACUUGAGCCUACGAUGUUUUUGGUCAGUAUUGCUGAACAAUCGCUAAAUGCUUCAUGAAGGCAACAGACUGAAGGACCCGGAAGGCAAAAAAUGUUGACAUGAUGCUGUUCUUAAACAAAAACAUAUAGCUAAUUAGCAAUAUAUUUGAGGAAAACAUUGGUGUUCAGAUUUAAAAUCAUAAUUGCAAAUGUUAUGUUCGAUUAUUUGGCAGGUACUCCAGUUAGAGUAUUCUUCGACUUGUUUUAAACAUUAAUGUUCUUGUUUUAAAAGUUAUUUUAAUAUUGAAAUGGAAAGCCUUUAAUAAAUUGAGCCUGCGAUGUUUUUGGUCAGUAUUGCUGAACAAUCGCUAAAUACUUCAUGAAGGCAACAGACUGAAGGACCCGGAAGGCAAAAAAUGUUGACAUGAUGCUGUUCUUAAACAAAAACAUGUAGCUAAUUAGCAAUAUAUUUGAGGAAAACAUUGGUGUUCAGAUUUAAAAUCAUAAUUGCAAAUGUUAUGUUCGAUUAUUUGGCAGGUACUCCAGUUAGAGUAUUCUUUGACUUGUUUUAAACAUUAAUGUUCUUGUUUUAAAAGUUAUUUUAAUAAAUGGAAAAAAUUGAGUAUCGGUAUCGAUUUUGGUAUCGGUAUCGACCAAAAUUCAUGGUAUCGGACUGGUAUCGUAUCGAAACCAAAAAAGCUGGUAUCGCCCAUCACUAAUGUUUUGUGUUUCAUUCAACAAUUUGACCGUUCUGACCGGUCUGGCCGUGUUGAUGGAAAGCGCCCUUAAUGUUGCUAUAAUGAAAGACGCUUAAUUAAGUGCUUAGCAACUAAAUUAAAUGGUUGCAUAUUUGCAUAAAUAUGUCAAAACUAUAAAUAGUGCCGAUAUAGCGGAGGUUUUAAAUAAAAUCAUAUUAAAGCAGGUGGAAAUCAAAACAUUUGUCUAUGUUGUUUUGAACACAAUAUUUCCAACUUUGUUUUGCAUCCCAUAUUAUCAAAGAUUCGUCCAUUUUUUUCAGUACAACCUGAAUAAAGGUAAAAGUAAAUUUCCUGACCAAGAAAGUAUAGUGCUGGUUUGUGUUUUCACAUCUCUCCUCGCAGCUUUUAAAAAUUAAAAUUCAGCUUUCAUAUCGCGUACUUUCUAGCGCAAUGGGGAGCAUUGAACCUAUGAGUAUGAUUGAACAAUAGUUAAUAGAGAAGACAAAGUCCUCUUUUAACUAUGAUUGAACUGAUUUUAUUUGUAUAUCCGCGGAUGCAGGGCCAAAUUAACGUCUCCCGGGGCCCGGGGCAUAUUAUAAGUACAGGGUCUUAAAAUAUUAUUGGAAUAUGGCAUUGAAUGUCAUCGACCUGCAUAACCAUUCACUUAGAUGGUUAUGCGGUUAUGCCGUUGAAUGUCUUCGGCAUAACCAUUCAACUCGGAUGGUUAUGUCAUUGAAUGUCAUUGGCAUAACCAUUCAACUUGGAUGGUUAUAUAUGCCGUUGAAUGUCAUCGGCAUAACCAUUCAACUUGGAUGUUUAUGCCGUUGAAUGUCUUCAGUAUAACCAUUCAACUUGGAUGGUUAUGCCGUUGAAUGUCAUCGGCAUAACCAUUCAACUUAGAUGGUUAUGACGUUGAAUGUCGGCAUAACCAUUCAAGUUGGAUAGUUAUGGCGUUGAAUGUCAUCGGCAUAACCAUUCAACUUGUGAUUUCAGAAUAUUUGACAAUUCAAUUCAGUAGGAGACAUACGCCCGUAUUCUAAAAGCUCACUCACACUCAAUGAGUGGAGGUUCAAUCUGAGCUUCUCUUGAGCAUCAAUGCUGUUUUUGAAUAGCUGGAGGGGUAGUGUCAUACCUUACUAUGUGACUGCUCACCCUCCAGCUAUUCAAAAACAGCAAUGACACUCAAGAGAAGCUUAGAUUGAACCUCCACUCAUUGAGUGUGAGUGUGAGUGAGCUUUUAGAAUACGAGCGAUAAUCACAUAAUGGUUAAUUAUAAAUGCGAGCAAGAUAAACAACACUAGCUCUCUGAUUACAAGUUUCCACCAAAUUUGAACGAAUCUAAAACUAAACUCACAACGACUUUCCAAAGAUCUUUUUGGAUUAGCACAAUCAGAACUUGGAACACUUUAACGGACGCGUUAGACUUAAGUAUGGAAAACCGGGCACGUUUAAGUCAGUAAUGCAAAGAUAUUAUUUUGCAGCAUUGGAGAAAGCGUACGAAUGUGAUGAUCCAAGAACAUUUAAAACUAUCUGCCCGAAAUGUAACAGUGCAAGAACGUUAACCGAACCAGUGAACUGUUGUUUUUAGACGUUUUAAUUGUAUAUAUGUUUUUGUUUUAAUCUUUUGGGCCAACAGUAAUUGGCUUUUCAGGCUGUUGUGGUUACCCAGCCAUCAGUUUAGUGUGUUUGUGUUUGUGUUUGUGUUUGUGUUUGUGUUUGUGUUUGUGUUUGUGUUUGUGUUUGUGUUUGUGUUUGUGUUUGUGUUUGUGUUUGUGUUUGUGUUUGUGUUUGUGUUUGUGUUUGUGUUUGUGUUUGUGUUUGUGUUUGUGAUUGUGUUUGUGUUUGUGUUUGUGUUUGUGUUUGUGUUUGUGUUUGUGUUUGUGUUUGUGUUUGUGUUUGUGUUUGCGUUUGUGUGGGUGCGUAUGUGUUUAUGUCUACUGUAUAUCACACAAUGAUGGAAAAGCAAUUAAAUUAAAUUAAAUUAAAUUAAAGGCCUUUGGCGGCGCCCUUAUAGGCCUUAAGGCCGGCGCACACUAGAGCUAUGUGCUUAGCAAAAUGUCAUUCGUGACUGUUGGCGUAAGGAGAUAGCUCUCGUGUGCGGGCGAUUUACGAACGACUUUUGUCAUUCGUGCCACUUACGCCAAAUAUCUAAAGGCCGGCGCACACUAGAGCUAUGUGCUUAGCAAAAUGUCAUUCGUGACUGUUGGCGUAAGGAGAUAGCUCUCGUGUGCGGGCGAUUUACGAACGACUUUUGUCAUUCGUGCCACUUACGCCAAAUAUCUAACAUGUUUGAUAAGUUCUGCCUCGCGUGCCAAAAUCUUUCCGUGUGCGGCGAACGAAAGCUAUCUGCUUACGGAUUGUCGUAACAGCGCAUGCGUAGUAUACGAAUGUAAACAUCCAAGAUGGCGGCGCAAAAUGAAUUGCUGGCCGAGGCAAUUUUAGAGGACAAACUUACUGGCUAUUUCUUUCACCGCACAUUCCCUUUUGUCCCUAUUUCUAAAAUCUGCAGAACUCACAUCGUAUAAACAUUUGUAUUCAGGCCAAAGUUCGACAAGUUUGUCCUCUAAAAUUGCCUCGGCCAGCAAUUCAUUUUGCGCCGCCAUCUUGAAUGUUUACUUUCGUAUACUACGCAUGCGCUGUUACGACAAUCCGUAAGCAGAUAGCUUUCGUUCGCCGCACACGGAAAGAUUUUGGCACGCGAGGCAGAAAUUAUCAAACAUGUUAGAUAUUUGGCGUAAGUGGCACGAAUGACAAAAGUCGUUCUUAAAUCGCCCGCACACGAGAGCCAUCUCCUUACGCCAACAGUCACGAAUGACAUUUUGCUAAGCACAUAGCUCUAGUGUGCGCCGGCCUUAAAGUUCAUCAAUGAGCGCGGGCGUCGGUCACCAACGAUGGGUGGUCAUCCUCACUGAUCUCAAAAAUAUGGCGGAUUGUCAUGAAUAACGGACACUGAUUGGUCCAAUUUAAAGUUUGCAUUAUAACGACCGCAUGACGACAGCGAAAUAGCAAACAUUUCUUGAUUUGAUCAAAGAUUUGAUGAUUGAUAAAUUUCUUGCAAAUAUAUUUCAUUUUUGCUCGUAUUUCUGCAAGAUUUUGUAAAUUUCAAGAAAGAAAGGGCGAAAGAAUCAGCUAAAAGAAGGGAGCCGACGUUAACGAAGGUAAGUUUGUUUUAAAUAUUGAUUUUAUAAUGGCUUUAAAACCCGACGGCCUUUGCGUUUAUGAAACAACUAAACAAGACAGCAUAUAUAAAUUUCAGUGUAACUUUAAUAUUGACUCCCUUUUUUAUUAUAUUGAAUUUUUUAAAUAAAAAAUAAAGCAAAGACCAAAGUUAUUUGCAAGCGAAAAUUUGAAAUCAUUUUAGGGGUCACGUCCAUAUUCAUGUUGCCACGCAUAACGUCGAAUCGACGUUAACACUCAAACCCACCCACCUACCCUAAAUAACGUCGAGCGUGGCAGUCACAUUGUUCAAAAUCUUCACAAAAUUGUAAUUUUGCCACGAGAUUAUCGAGAUAACGUCGAGAGAAUUGAGAUAAACCCACCCACCCACUCAUAACGUCGAUUCGACGUUAUGCGUGGCAAUAUGAAUAUGGACGUGACCCCUUAUUGCAAACUCAAAGUUUAUCGAUAAAGCCAUUUAAUAGUUAAAGGCAGUUUAGUUUUAUAAAGAACUUUAAAACGUUUUGUGAAUUGUUUGUGGUUGAAUUUUACCUUAAAUUGAGGCUUGUAUUGCGUAUAAUUACAUACCUAACAUAUAUAUGUUGGGAAAUUGAUAAUUUUGUAAUUAAAAGUGAUAUUUUUAGGCGAUUUUCAUUUGUAAGAAUAUUCUUAAAAAAUUAUCGUGUUACCAUGACAACUACUCUAUAUACUUCCUGUUCGGAAAAUACAACGGUUUUGUCAGCAAGGCGAGGGUUUCUGCAUGCAUGUAUUUUCUAGUAAUAUAUGAUAUGAUCGACCAAUCGUUAUCUGUAGUAGGUCUUAAUUUGUCACAUGGAGGAUUCGAGUUAUCCAUUAUAUUUACAUAAUAUACGUCUAAUAAAACUUGACAAGCAUGUUCGUAUUACUUGGACAAUGCAAGGAACCAAUGGUCAUAUGAAAAUAAAUAUGGACUGGGAAUAAGUUGGUACGUUAUACGCUGAUCAUAGCUGAAAAAUUCUACAUUGAACACGUAUGACGCCUAAGGUAUAACAUGCAUGUUGACAUGCAUAGAGAAUUAGAGUUAGGUAAAGGAAUUAUUAAAACUAUUGCUAUUAGCCGUCCAAACAUAUUAGGUACAUGCAUGUCAAAAACAUCAGGCUCUGUUUUAAUAGUCCAACUGUAGGUAAUUAUAGAAAGGUUGACCAACCAUGCAAUUAAUGAUGUCGAGUCUAUUCCACUAAUUCCAGUGGUUUCAUAUAGGUGUCAUCGUAGGAAAUGCCACAGUCAAAGAAUGGUAUGAAAAAUUGUCUAUUCACGUCAGUUUUAAUCUCUUUCAAGUGCCAGUUAGGACAUUAAAGUACUGCUUUUGAGCAUAAAAUAAACCCUUAAACGUUUUAGAUAGUGAAUUGACUGGAUUUAGUGGAGCAUAAGCGAAAUAACACCUAGUAAUAUAUACUAUAUAUAACGAAAUAAUAUUAUAAUCACAAUGUAGGGAAGCCCUAAAAUUCCGCAUAUAAACACUCUUUAAAUAUAAUAUCCAGCAGUGAUUAUUCAAAUAUUAAUAAAACUUUUCAGUAUAAUAAGCUUACUUCAGCCCAGUUAACCGGGCAGGCACACUACAUGUAAUUGUAAAUUAAAAGUUAUCUCGCUCAGCUGUCUGGUCCAUGUAAUCGGCCCCAUAUUCAAAUAUAUAAGGUCCAGGCCUCAUUUAAGGUUAAGUAAUCAUUUUAAUUGGUUAAAAAGUGAUGGUAUUUAUAAUACUUUGAUUUUAAAUAAUAGGAAUGAAUUUCACAGUCUAACACUGUUAAACAUGCAUCAUUGGGAGUAAAAGCCUCACUUGCAUUAGUUCAAAGGUCAAAUCUGCAUUUACAAACAAGCAUAAAAAAUCUUGAAAAUAGUGUAAGCAUUCCUGUGAUCAAUCAUUGAAUAAAAAUAUGAUAAACACCCCAACAUUUUAACCUAAUCAAAUCAUUUUCUAACUUGUAAAGAAGGCCUGAACCUUAUAUAAAUAAUAUCCAGUAUUGGGCGGACAGAUCUACCAUAAAAUGAAGUAAAAACUCAGUAUCUGGGCAGAUAUGAUAUCCUUUGCAUCCCUAGUUAUUUGUUAUGUUUCUUUGUUUUGAAAUACAAAGUUUACAACUUUACUUAAAUACUUGUUAAGGAGAGAGUUUUGGAUAAACGUAUAUGAAAUGACUGUAUAUUGGUAUUCAAUAUACUUAUUUAAUUAAAUAUAUGCACCAUUUGUACCCUUUUAUAGUUAACCCUCAGAUGUAUAAUGGCUUCCCUUCCACAUGCACUGAGAGACAGACAGACCCACCAAAACAAGACAAGGCAGGCAAGCUUUUUAUGUCGAUUCUUCAUGUAAGUUUACUAAUAUUUUUCUUUGUGAUGUAUAGGUUAACCCAUUGAGACCCAUUGCGCCCUGCCAAUGUGAACCAAUUGCAUCAUACUGUACCAUACUAUUAGCAUUAAUGGUACCAAGAUGUGAUGGUCUUAACUCUUUACAGUCGAUUUCAACUUAUUUUUCACUCAAAUGUUCCGAACUUUGUUCCGAAUUUCGCAAAUUCGUUUCCAAGUUCAAAAGUUCAUAAUGAAAUUCACAAACAGGUUUGUAAACAAAGCCUCUGAUUGGCUAUUAAAUCAAACCAGUCAAUCAAAUGCCCAGUUUACAAACCUGUUUGUGAAUUUCAUUAUGGACUUUUGAACUUGGCAACGAAUUUGCGAAGUUCGGAACGAAGUUCAGAACGAAGUUCGGAACAUUUGAGUGAAAAGUAUGUUGAAAUCGACUGUAAUAAUUCAACACACAAGUGGCUGUCAAAACAUUAAAUUAUAACUGUAUGAAGCCACCUGUAAAUGAUUUCAUGAACUAUAACAUGUUCCUAGUUUGUAGCAUUCAGCUUUGUUAUCCAUACAAUUGCCUGUUACUAGCCCAAAUCUGUUACUUUUCGUCCAAUACACGUACAAUUUGGAUAAUUAUAUAUAAAGUCCAGAGAAGUGCAAUGAGAUUUUUUAGAGAAAGAGAGAAAUCAAUCUUUGCAAUAAACUCUAAUAAGGGGCCUAUUAUAGUUUCGCGGUUAUGCGGAUUUAGCCAUAUUUUGAGGUCGGAUUUCGGUUACUGUAUCCAGUUACUUUGUACGGUUUGCGGUUAACUAGAAAUCAUGCGGAGACGGAAAGUGUCGAAAUUAACUCUCCGGAUUCGGUUAUUGACCAAAAUAAAUAGCGGUUUUCGGAUAGUUUUUAACAUGCGGUUAAGAAAUAUUUUACGAGCUUAUGGCAAUAAUUCAGUUCAUGGCAUUCAUCUUCCGAUCGCGCGUAUGUGUUGUUCAACAGAGCCUCGAAAUGACGAAAUCAAAUGAGCAAAGUGGCCGGGAAACCAGGAACACCGGAACACGGAACACCGGAACAGUAUCAUUCCGGAAUACGGAACACCAAAACACCAAAAAUUUCGCUUAAGGGACCGGUCAUAAAGUAUUUACUAGGAGGUGUGGAGGAUAUUUUUGGGGGGUGCAAAAAAAAAGAAGAACCCUGAGGGGGGUACGAAAAAAACAAUAGAACCUCUAGGGGGGUACCAAAAUCUUAGUCCUAUAGGUACGGAAAAAAAAAAUUAUUAUUGUUGAAUAUUGAAUGUUUUGUGCCCAGAUUUAAGUUUGGAAAGAAUUGCUUUACUAUAAUUAUUAAAUCAACACAAGAUAUAUGUUUUAGUCUGACUCAAUGUCAGAUGAUAAGUAUAGGAUUCAGUAUCCGUUGAACUUUUGGAGUACAAAUCUGAUACACCUGAAUUGUUAAUGCUAGCAAGUUCACACCGGCAUUAGAACUUGAUGAACCUGAUGAGGAAGUGUCACAUUGAAUGGAAGCAAAUUUUUUCUAUUUGAAAUAAAGCAUCUUUGAUCUUACUCUCAGUCCAUCGUUAGUAUGUCAGAAUCUGAAAAGACUGGUGACGAAUCGGAGACUGCGGAAAAUGUUAAGGAUAUGGUUACCACUACAAGAAGUGGAAGAGCUAUCACAAGCUGAAGAUUUUCGAAAUAUAGAUAAACGCAAGACAAAUGUUAAAACAGAAUUAAUGAUAGAAGGGGGGUAUGAAAAUUUUCACUUACUUUGAAGGGGGUUACGAACAUUUUUCCACAGGUUUUUGGGAGG
This is a messenger RNA of Paramuricea clavata, 30967 nucleotides long. NCBI's taxonomy places the organism in Eukaryota, Metazoa, Cnidaria, Anthozoa, Malacalcyonacea, Plexauridae. The record is from the annotation of a GenBank genome assembly.